AUGACUGAGAAUAUCAACCUGGAUCUCUGCCCCGUGUAUGCGCCGUUCUUUGGUGCUAUGGGUGUGACGGCUGCCAUCGUCUUCACCUGUCUGGGUGCUAGUUACGGUACUGCCAAGUCGGGCGUUGGUAUCUCGGCGAUGGGUGUGCUCCGGCCUGAUCUGCUGAUCAAGUGUAUCAUUCCCGUGGUUAUGGCUGGUAUUAUUGCUAUUUACGGUCUCGUCGUUAGUGUGCUGAUUUCGGGAGACAUCAAGUCGCCCAUGACCCUGUACGCCGGCUUCAUCCAGCUCGGUGCGGGUCUCUCGGUCGGUCUCGCUGGUCUUGCGGCCGGCUUUGCUAUCGGUAUUGUCGGUGACGCCGGUGUGCGAGGCACGGCGCAGCAGCCCCGUCUAUACAUUGGUAUGAUCCUGAUCCUCAUUUUCGCUGAGGUUUUGGGUCUGUACGGUCUGAUUGUGGCCCUCAUUCUCAACACCAGAAGCCAGGAGGCCGGCAGCUGCACGCUAUAA
Molecule: messenger RNA, 504 nt
Organism: Malassezia sympodialis ATCC 42132
Lineage: Eukaryota; Fungi; Basidiomycota; Malasseziomycetes; Malasseziales; Malasseziaceae
Gene: VMA3
Product: H(+)-transporting V0 sector ATPase subunit c
Biological process (GO): proton transmembrane transport
Cellular component (GO): proton-transporting V-type ATPase, V0 domain
Molecular function (GO): proton-transporting ATPase activity, rotational mechanism
Source: RefSeq, a predicted model, not a curated record